This is a messenger RNA of Rhododendron vialii, 1458 nucleotides long. Its product is annotated as protein FAR-RED ELONGATED HYPOCOTYL 3-like. The transcript has 3 exons. The record is from RefSeq and is a predicted model, not a curated record. Gene Ontology annotation, molecular function: zinc ion binding. Bases 25 to 1407 code for a protein of 460 amino acids. Gene Ontology annotation, biological process: regulation of DNA-templated transcription. Lineage: Eukaryota; Viridiplantae; Streptophyta; Magnoliopsida; Ericales; Ericaceae.
UUGAACGAUGUUUUUUGGGCGGGGAUGUCAUCCACACAAAGAAGUGAGAAUAUAAAUGCGUAUUUUAAUGGUUAUGUUCAUUCAAAAACGACCCUGAAACAAUUUGUAGGACAGUAUGAAAAUGCAUUGGGGAACAAGGUGGAAAGUGAAAAUCAUGCAGAUGCGAAAAGUUGGAACACUUUCAUCCCGUUAAUGACCGAAGAUGAGUUGGAGAAGCAAUUUCAAAGUGUUUACACCCAUGCAAAGGUUAAGGAGUUUCAGAAACAAUUUUUCAAUAAAAUUCACUGUUUUUGUGAUAAGCCGGCUAAAGUUGAUGAUAUCGGGUCUGAACAUGAGAUAAAUGAGUGGGUUACAUAUGGCGAAGGAGAAGAGAAAAAGAGAAUUCAAGUGGCAUUUACUGUUAAUUUCAAUGCUGAAACCAAUGAAACACAUUGUAAUUGUCGAUUGUUCGAGUCUAGAGGAAUGGUGUGUAAACAUCAACUAUUUGUGUGGCAUCAAAAGGGAAUUGAAAGAGUGCUUGACAAGUAUGUGUUGAGAAGAUGGUGUAAAAAUGUGAAAAGGAUCCACACAAAAGUUCGAAUCUGUUACGAUAAGUCGUCAACGUCAAUUGAAGCACGUCGGCAUGACAACAUGUGCAAUAUCUUUAAUGAAGUUGCUGAUUUAGCGGAAGAAUCUCAAGAAAAGUAUGAUAUGGUGAUGAAACGGGUACACGAGCUAAAACGAGAGCUGAUGGAAGCUUCUGUUGUUUGUGAAAGUAAUGUGGUUUCACUUGGUGAUGACACGGGAACUCGUAAAAGUUCUUUUUCACUUGUAGAUGGGGUUAUACCUCCUAAACAGAGCACGGACAUACUUGACCCGGAAGGUCUUCGACGAAAAGGGAGACCGCCGUGCAAAAGAAAGAUCGGUGCUGUGGAAAAAGCUGUUACGAAGAAAAGACAAACGUCUAAGAAGCCAUUGUCCAACGAAAAAUCCAAGGAGGUUGAGGAGAUUGCGGUUAGCCACCAUAUCGGGACACAAGAGAGUAUCGUAAAUGUAAAUGGCCACCCAAGCUACAUGGGACACUCAAUGUGGCCAAACAUGAUGCCCCAUCCCAUGCGACCAAAUAUGGCACAAGGUGGAAGCAUCUUCCCAUUUUCCCCAACUUUAUGCCCCACCGAAACAAGUUUGAACCAAUUUAUGCCUUAUUUUCCAAGUUCACAAAGCUUAUUAAAUGGUCAAGUUUGGAUGGGUCAAUCAAUUAUUGCGGGUAGUGAAGGUUGGGGAGGAGGACAAUCAGGUAUUUUGGAAGCUCAAGGUCAAUAUUGGAGAGGACCACAACCAAGUAUGCUAAAAAGUCAAUGGCAAGGAUGCGGAGGACAACAAAGUUAUAUGCAAAUGAUGAAUGCGCCGGAUAAUGUUGAAGAGUAGUUCACUUGCUUGUAUUGUUUUAUAUCGUGUCCUAUGUCUGUGUCCCCUUUU